Molecule: messenger RNA, 1139 nt
Organism: Cajanus cajan (pigeon pea)
Lineage: Eukaryota; Viridiplantae; Streptophyta; Magnoliopsida; Fabales; Fabaceae
Product: methylsterol monooxygenase 1-2
Biological process (GO): lipid biosynthetic process
Molecular function (GO): iron ion binding; oxidoreductase activity
Source: RefSeq, a predicted model, not a curated record
CUAUAAAUUAAGUCAUAUUUCUUUUCCUCUCUUCUCCAUAGUCUCUUCCUCCUCUCUCACAAUGCUCCCUUACCAUACCCUUCAAGAAGCACAAGUUGCACUAGGGAGAGAACUAUCUCUUGCUGAGACACUAUGGUUCAAAUACUCAGCCAAUAAAUCUGAUUUUGUUCUCCAUUGCCACAACACUCUAUUCUUGUGCUUAUUUUACUCUAUAUUCUCCAUUCCACUCGUGUUAAUCGAGCUUAGUGGGUAUGAGAAGUUAAACAAACACAAGAUUCAGCCAAGGGUGAAGAGAUCCUUCACAGAAAUGUUCAAGUGCUACAAAGAUGUCAUGCAAACCUUUGUCAUUGCUGUUAGUCCACUUCAGAUCAUUUCUUAUCCCACCAUAAAGUGGAUUGGGAUCAGAACAGAUUUGUCAUUGCCCUCAGUUUGGGAAUUCUUUUGGCAAAUAUUAGUUUACUUUGUGAUAGAGGAUUUUUCACAUUAUUGGAUGCAUAGGAUGCUUCAUUGCAAAUGGGCUUAUGAGAAGAUCCACAAGGUUCAUCAUGAAUACACAACACCAAUUGGGCUCUCAGCACCUUAUGCCCAUUGGGCCGAGAUUAUCAUAUUGGGUAUCCCCUCAUUUCUAGGCCCAGCACUAGUUCCAGGGCACAUAACAAUCUAUUGGUUGUGGUUCAUUUUGAGACAACUAGAAGCAGUUGAGAAUCAUAGCGGGUAUGAUUUUCCUUGGAGUCCCACAAAAUAUAUACCAUUUUAUGGAGGGCCUGCAUAUCAUGACUACCAUCACUAUGUUGGUGGAAAAAGUCAAAGCAACUUUGCCUUAGUGUUUACCUAUUGUGACUACAUUUACAGAACUCAUAAGGGGUACCAAUACAGAGAACAGAUGUGCAAGAAAAAUUCAUCUUACAACAUUGCUCAAAAUUACAAGAUGGAGUAGUUGUUUGAUAGGAAGGGCCUAAAUAUACUCGAUAGAGAACAAAAAUUUAAUGAUUAAAAGAUUUUAUACGAUGGAGUUAAAUUAUUAUUAUAUUUACCUUUUAAUAUAAUUUUGUUUUAAUCUUCGAAAUCAGGAUGAAGACAUGUAUAAAGUUAUUUUUGGUAAUUAUUUGGUUAUAAAUUUGUAUCUUAGGACAUCAGUG